Messenger RNA from Neofelis nebulosa (Clouded leopard), 1507 nucleotides. It is a transcript of the gene C4H3orf49, whose product is annotated as chromosome 4 C3orf49 homolog. The transcript has 6 exons. The record is from RefSeq and is a predicted model, not a curated record. Bases 1 to 993 code for a protein of 330 amino acids. NCBI's taxonomy places the organism in Eukaryota, Metazoa, Chordata, Mammalia, Carnivora, Felidae.
AUGGACGCCCCUCAACUGUAUCUUCCAGAGUCUAAGGGUGCCUGUGGAAGAGCUGGCCAGUACCGAAGACUCCAGCAACCCAGAAAGAAAAAUGGCCCCUUCAAAAGGAAGGGGAUGGAAAGCAUUUAUGGGGCUUUGGGGACUGCGUCCCUUAAUGACUACUCUAGCCGACUCUCCUCUCUGAUCACUGUAGACUGGGAACCGCCAAAUCCAGCAAAAGCCAUCGAGACAAGAUGGCAUAGAGCUGUGUCUACCAACCUAGUAAAACAAAACAUAUUGGUGCCCAAAGAUGAAACGUCCGGGGAUAGCGACAUGGAAUUUCAUGAAAGCCAUCAAAAUACAAAAAAAAACUGGAUGAAGAAAGUGAAGACUGUUUUGGGAAGGAUGCUGUCCUACAAAAGUAGAAGCAAGUCAGCAAAUGGCAGCAGAGGGGCCUCCGCUAACCCUAAGGAAACUUUCCUUUCAAACCCUCAGAGCCUUCUUCCUAGAAUUGUCAAGGACCUUCCAUCCGCCAGGUUAUUCAUGAAACCAAGAAUGAGAAAGCUGUCACAGAAUGCGACUAUACAACUUGAUGUUGUAGAAGCUGAGACAGAGGAGAUAACCCGAGGAAAUACUCUACUCCGGGCCAGGAGAACCACCAAGCGGUUGUCUGUGACAUCCCUUCCUUCAGGACUGCAGAAGGUUCCGUACUCAUCAAAAAAGAGAUCCCACUUUCCAGCACUCAAAAAAAAGAAACAUAGCGUGGAAAACAUCCUCCGAAAAUCAGAUUUGACAGUGGGAAAGCUUCAAAUGCAGGUGGAUGACCUCAUAGAAACAGUGACAGAUAAAUCCAUGAAGUUAUUGGCCCAAAGACAUGCGGAGCUUCAACAGUGUGAGUUUCUAGGGGAUGAAAUUCUUCAGUCUUCGAAGCAGUUCCAGAGGAUAUCCAAGAGAACCAUGAGGAAGUAUAAACUGAAAAAUGUAUGUUUCCCAUAUACCCGCUGCUGCUUCUGAUUCUGUCCCUGAUUGCACAGAACUUAUCUUUAUGGGAAUUCUUAUCUUUUGGUACAUAAUCCUGAAUAAAUCUCUCUAGUGAAUUAAUCAACUGGGGAGAAGAACAUUUCUUAGAAUAUUCUGCCCAACAGUCCUUCAAAAAAAUUCUUUUUUGAAAAACUGAUUUUUAAUUCUGAGUCAACGUAAGCAAGUUUUUGCUUCAUAAUUCUUCCUAAUAUUGGAAAACAGAAACAUUGAUCAGGGCAUAGGAGGUCCACAAAGAAAUUUCUCCCAUGAUUUGCAAGAUGAAAUUAGAGGAAGCCAGUUAAAGGUAUUAUGACACUUUUAAUAUGACUACUACUGAGCUAAUUUUAAACUUUCAUAUUUAAAGAUAAGAAUUCUUAAGAUUACAAAAAUUUAACAUUGUUUAAAGUAUGAUUCAUGCGAACUGUCAUGUUUCUGAACUAAAAUAAAUGGUAAGGAUGGAACCUAACAAGUACUGAGCAUUAAAUUCCAUACUUAAGAAAAUUACAAA